Messenger RNA from Papaver somniferum (opium poppy), 2463 nucleotides. RefSeq names its product E3 ubiquitin-protein ligase UPL5-like. Gene Ontology annotation, molecular function: ubiquitin-protein transferase activity; protein binding. The transcript has 2 exons. Bases 1 to 2463 code for a protein of 820 amino acids. NCBI's taxonomy places the organism in Eukaryota, Viridiplantae, Streptophyta, Magnoliopsida, Ranunculales, Papaveraceae. The record is from RefSeq and is a predicted model, not a curated record. Gene Ontology annotation, biological process: positive regulation of protein catabolic process; protein polyubiquitination; proteasome-mediated ubiquitin-dependent protein catabolic process.
AUGGAAAGAGAUGCUACUGGCAGGGUUCUCAAUGGUAAUAAUCAAUCAGGAUCUUGCAGCAGUAGUGAUAGUACUAAAUAUGUUGUUGGGUCUUCUUCAUCAAAGUCUUUGCACUUCUUCGUGAGAAACUCAAAUACAAACGUAAUACAUGCAAAUGAAGAUGAUACGAUUGAAUCUGUUCAUGAACAAAUUAGAAAAAAGACUAAAAUACCUUUGCCUGAGCAAGGUUGUAUAUAUUACAGAGGAAAAAAGCUUGAGAUGGAUAAAACCCUAGAAUAUUAUUCGAUACAGAAAGACGCACAGCUUCAACUGGUUGCAAGGGUGAGGAGUACUAAACAUCCGAAAGCAUGGAAAAUUGUUAAUAAGUUAGUCUCCACAAUAGGCUGUCUCUGUAGAGGUGAACGUAGAAGUACUGGUGCAAAUAAAAUUGUUUUUGAUGAUGUUCAGCUGUUUAUUAAUAUGUCUUCGAAACUGAAUGAUGGUGCCAGUACUUUUAGUCAUAAUCAGAUAUUUGUAUCUGGAGGUGCUGCAGCAUCUCUGGUUACGUUGUUUGUUUCACCGGUUACAGGUAACAAAGAGUGUGCCGAAGAAGCAAUCCAACUUUUUUUACACCCUCUUACUUCUGAUACGGUAACAACUGAAUUACAAACUCAUUAUAUUUCUAUUAUUUUAGAGUUCUGUAAAUUGCUCUCUGAAAACACAUCUAAAGACAAUCCGCUUUAUACUUCUUGCCGAAACACACUAGGAAAAAUGUUGGAAAUAUUGCAACUCGUGCAUGGUGAUAAAGGAACAGUUGUAAUUCAGGGGUUGUCUUUGUUUGUAUCUGAGCUGGGACGUAAGGUGAUAAAGGGUUUAGACUCUUGUAUUAAUCCGCAACAAAUUGCUGUAAUGUCGUUGUCAGAUGAUGUUCGUAAUUUUAUUGCAUUCUUGACUCCCUUGUGUAGCGGUUUAGGCAUGAUGAAUCUUCUACCUAUUUGUUUGAGUGAUUUACUCCCAUGUUAUGUCAUGGAGCUUGGAACACUACAUGUUGUCUUCUUAGAAAUGCUUGGAAAAAUGGAUAAAUGCUUGGAGGAAUUGGAGAUUUCGGUUGCCCAAACUACAGGGAAAAUUCAUAUUCUUCGGAGUGGAUGGGGUCAAUAUCUUUUUAUACUGAAAGCACUGAAUACUUUAUCUAAAAUUUAUAAAGGUGCUGAAGAAAAUGUUCUAUCUGUUCUGCGGUCAAGGCAGGUUGCUAUAAACGCUCUAAUUUUGCAUUCAAGGAGAAGUGAUGAUCAUCGGUGGAUUCUUGAGCAUAAGGAUUUGACAACUUCUGAAUCUAGGAGGCACUUGACGAUGAUGUUGUUGCCUGAGGUGAAAGAUGAUGGGCGUAUGUUUGAAAUGCUUAUUGACAGGAAACGGUUACUGGCUGAAUCAUUUGAGUAUAUAAGCAAAUCUGAUGUUAAAAAAUUGCUUGGUGGUAGACUAUUCAUGGAGUUUAAAAAUGAGUUAGCAACUGGUCCUGGCGUUUUAAGAGAGUGGUUUUGCGCAGUCUGCCAAGCAGUAUGCAAUCCACAGAAUGCGCUAUUUGUAGCUUGCCCAGACGACAGUAGAAGGUUCUUUCCUAAUGCAGCAUCUGAUGUCAACUCACUCCACCUAAAAUAUUUUCAAUUUUUUGGACGGGUAAUUGCAUUAUCACUGGUGUACAAAGUGCAAGUAGGAAUCCUAUUUGAUCGCACAUUUUUCUUGCAAUUGGCUGGAAAGACCGUUUCUUUGGAAGAUGUGCGAGAUGCUGAUCCAUUAUUUUAUUCGAGCUGCAAGAAAAUUCUGGAAAUGGAUACUGAAUUGUUGGAUUCAGAUGCUUUGGGUCUAACAUUUGUAAGAGAAAUAGAAAAGUUAGGAUCCAGGACAACUGAGGUGCUCCGUCCAGGAGGAGAUAGCAUUGCGUUGAAUAGCAAGAACCGAAAAGAGUACAUAAAUCUCCUUAUACAUCAUCGUUUCGUGAAAUCGGUACAAUAUCAAGUAACAUCUUUUGCCAAAGGUUUUUCUGAAAUUCUUUCCGGUACAUCCCUUCUUGAAUUCUUUUUUCGGAGUUUAGAGCAUGAAGAUCUUGAUCGGAUGCUGCAUGGAAGUGAUAGAGCUAUAUGUGUCGAGGACUGGAAGGCGCACACCGAGUACAAUGGCUGUAAGAAAACUGAUAAUCAUAUCAACUGGUUCUGGAAGAAUGUAGAAGGCAUGUCGGAUGAGCAGCGAAGGGUACUUCUUUUCUUCUGGACAGCAGUGAAGUACUUACCGGCGGAAGGUUUUGGUGGGCUUCAGUCUCGAUUGUUUAUACACAAAUCACUCAACUCCCCUAAACGACUACCUUCAGCGCACACAUGCUUCUAUCAGUUAUGCCUUCCGCGCUAUAGAUCUAAAGCCACGAUGCAGAAAUCUCUUCAAAUCAUCACCCAAGAACACGUGAGCUGCAGCUUUGGUAUGGGGUGA